Messenger RNA from Penicillium bovifimosum, 1896 nucleotides. RefSeq names its product ERMES complex Ca(2+)-binding regulatory GTPase GEM1 (gene gem1). Gene Ontology annotation, cellular component: mitochondrial outer membrane. Gene Ontology annotation, biological process: mitochondrion organization; regulation of mitochondrion organization; small GTPase-mediated signal transduction. Lineage: Eukaryota; Fungi; Ascomycota; Eurotiomycetes; Eurotiales; Aspergillaceae. The transcript has 2 exons. The record is from RefSeq and is a predicted model, not a curated record. Bases 1 to 1896 code for a protein of 631 amino acids. Gene Ontology annotation, molecular function: GTP binding; GTPase activity; calcium ion binding.
AUGGCAUUAGUCCGCAUUUGCGUCUGCGGCGACGAGGGCACUGGCAAGUCUAGCCUCAUCACCUCGCUCGUCAAAGGUGUCUUCGUUACCAACAAAAUACAGCCUGUCCUCCCUCAGAUCCAUAUUCCUCCCACCCUCGGAACCCCCGAAAACGUCACAACCACCACCGUCGUUGAUACCUCGGCCCUUCCCCAGGAACGAAACAAUCUUGCGCGAGAGAUCCGGAAAUGCAAUGUGAUUCUCCUUGUAUAUUCCGACCACUACAGCUAUGAAAGAGUCGCCCUAUUCUGGUUGCCAUAUUUCCGCUCGUUGGGUGUCAAUGUCCCGGUGGUCUUGUGCGCCAACAAGUCCGACUUGGCGACGGGUCACAGCGAGACCCGAGUGGUCGAGGAGGAGAUGCUUCCCUUGAUGACUGAGUUCAAGGAGAUUGACUCUUGUAUUCGCACCAGCGCUCGUGAGCACCGUAAUGUCAACGAGGCCUUCUUUGUCUGCCAAAAGGCUGUCACGCACCCGAUCGCACCGCUGUUCGAUUCCAAGGAGGCCGCUUUGAAGCCUGCUGCAGUGGCGGCAUUGCAAAGGAUAUUUUACCUCAGCGACAAAGAUCGCGAUGGGUAUUUAUCGGAUAAGGAGCUCAUGGAUUUCCAAAUCAGAUGCUUUUCAAAGCCCUUGAAUGAGGCGGAUCUCAGUCAUAUCAAGGAGACCAUUCAAAAAACCUACCCAGAUUCAGUCACAGAGUCAGGCAUUGAUUGCCAAGGCUUUAUCCACCUGAACAAACUGUAUUCCGAGAAAGGACGUCAUGAAACAGUCUGGAUUAUCUUGCGAGCGUUCCAAUACACGGAUAACCUGUCCCUGCAGGAGAAGUUCUUACAUCCGAAGUUUGAAGUACCACCCUUCGCCUCUGCUGAAUUAUCGCCUGAAGGUUAUCGCUUCUUUGUGAAUCUGUUUCUUCUAUCGGACAAGGAUAACGACGGGGGCUUGAACGAGGCCGAGCUUGCAUCUCUGUUCGCCCCUACCCCAGGGCUACCUGCAUCCUGGGCCGACGGUUCGUUCCCGUCUUCAACAGUCCGUAACGAGGCUGGACACGUCACAUUACAAGGCUGGCUCGCUCAAUGGAGCAUGACCACCUUCUUAUCCCCGAAGACUACACUCGAGUACUUGGCUUACUUAGGCUUUGAGCCCUCCGACCCGCACCAAUCUAUUACUGCGGCGUUGAAGGUGACACAGCCGCGCAAGAGGCGUCGGCGCCCAGGGCGGGUGGGGCGCAAUGUUGUUCAAUGCCGUGUUUUGGGAGCGCCCGGAUCCGGGAAAUCCGCCUUGCUUGACGCACUUCUGUCCCGAGGAUUUAGCACGACUUACCACCCAACCAUUCAACCACGUACCGCAGUGAAUACAGUUGAGCUCCCUGGCGGGAAGCAGUGCUAUCUAAUCCUUGAUGAGCUAGGUGAACUGGAACCUGCUUUGCUGGAAAACCAGGCUAAGUUGCUGGAUCAAUGCGAUGUGAUUGCGUACACAUAUGAUUCUUCAGACCCGGAUUCAUUUGCUUACAUCCCGGCACUGUUGGCGAAAUAUCCCCAUUUGGAGGAACUCCCCAGUGUGUUUAUUGCCCUUAAGGCCGACCUGGAUCGGACUACCCAGCGAGCAGAGUACCAGCCCCAUGAAUACACAGCCAUGCGGAAUAUGCCCAGUCCGCCGCUCCAUGUGAGUGUCACGUGGAGUUCGAUUCAGGAAGUAUUUGUGCAUAUCGCCGAGGCCGCCAUGGAACCUAGCACUGCUUUCCCGCGCAGUGAGGAGGAUGUGGAGGGUAAAUGGAUGUCGUGGGGAAUUGCGCUCGGAGCGGUGGUUUGCGCAGGCGCUGCCGCAGUGAUGAUCUGGCGACGGGUCGGCGCUGGCAAUUAG